Messenger RNA from Phytophthora nicotianae INRA-310, 2427 nucleotides. RefSeq lists its product as hypothetical. The transcript is spliced from 2 exons. NCBI's taxonomy places the organism in Eukaryota, Oomycota, Peronosporomycetes, Peronosporales, Peronosporaceae. Gene Ontology annotation, molecular function: protein binding. Bases 1 to 2427 code for a protein of 808 amino acids. The record is from RefSeq and is a predicted model, not a curated record.
AUGGGGUUGGUGUUCUCAUACGGACACACGUUGGACGGUGCGUUGGGGCUCGGCUAUGAAUUGAGCGGCUACGUAGCUCAGCCUUCUUUGGUGGACUACUUCUUCGACAAUCUAAUCGUUGUGCAGGACAUCUCUUGUGGUGGAGACCAAUUAGUUGGAGCACAUUCUGCAGCUGUCAGUCAAGAUGGAGAGCUGUAUACGUGGGGAGUGGGGAUCGCUUUGGGAAGAGGGACACUCAGGAGUGCGUCAACACCUCAACGAAUAACCUUACCAUCAGUGGAGACCAAUGUGAAUGGAGCCACGUCGACCGUCGGCUCCGUCUCUUGCGGUAGUGGGUUUUGUGUCGCUCUAACACGUGAAGGACACGCCUUCUCAUGGGGAAAAUGGAGCGACGGGCGUCUUGGACUCGGACGGAUUCCAAUUAUCGCUCGGACAUCUCGACGGCAUGGAGGUGGAGCUGUAAGGAAGCAGUUCCAGUCAUUUCAAUUGACACCGAGGCAGAUUCAGAGUAUUCACACGGGUCAAGUGAACUCUGCACGUCACGAAGAUCCUUUGCUCUCGAAGGUAUCCUGUGGAGAUGCCCAUUGUGUUGGUCUUACUAGAGCUGGUACUCUUGUUACUUGGGGAAGAGGUAACAGCGGCCAACAGGGUCGAGGCGAUGUCAGUGACGCUCUUACCCCCACAGCAGUGUUUAAAGAAUACGUGCACAAACAGUGGCGUGAUGUUGCGGCUGGUGAGAAUUGGAGUAUGGGGCUUUCAGUCGACGGACAAGUGUGGACGUGGGGUGCGUGUGGUGGCGCGGUGCUCGGUCACGGACUGUACGGCAGCCAGAAGAAUGCUCUAUUAGCUGAAACGAUCCUCCAACGCCAUCAGCGGCUUCUCUCACAGCGCAAAAAGUCAUCAAUGGCGUCUUCAUCAUGCCCUCGAUUACCGCAACUGAAGUGGAUGACUCCCCAGAGGAUGCCGUGCUUUGCCACGCCCGAUAUGCGCAUUUGUUGGGUCAGUGCAGGAGCUCAACAUGCCGCAGCUAUCUCAGACACCGGAGACCUCUACAUGUGGGGCGAAGGAUACGCUGACGACUCAGACAGUCUGGUUCUUUCCAGUCUACCGAAGCUUGUGAACUCCGGUCAAGUUGGUACGAAUGCUGGAGCCUCUGCUGAUAUUGGAACUCACAGCGUCGAGCACGUGGUGUGUGGUGGUCGCCAGACUAUCGCCCUCACUUCAGGCAGUUUUCUGGCACGGUCUAUGGCCAAGUUGCAUCGUGACUCCAUCGCACAAGAAGAGAAUAAUGGUAUCGCUAGUGCUGAUCUCAUUUUAGUCGUCUCGGGGCAACGUCUCCCAGCUCACAAGCUACUGCUCGCUCAGCGAAGUCCUGUGUUGCGCGAGCUCAUUCUAAACGAAGAACAGCAACAGCAACAUCGCCUCGCAGCGACUGAGUCAGUGUCUGAGACGAUGGAGCUGUUGCUUCCGACGUUGCGAGUGGACGUGGCUCGACUAGUAUUGGAGUUUAUCUACACGGACAGCUUUGCUCUCGAAGUGAGCAAGAGUUCGUAUUACCUUAUUCACGACGUGCUACGAGCGGCGAAACUCUACAAACUUCCCAGUCUGGUGCUGCUUUGUCGUGAGCGUCUUUUCUCGUCAUCGUCUCUCUUUGGUACAUCAAAGAUUGCUGAAGACGAGAUGAGUGAUAGUAACAGUGAAGAUGACGACGAGAUGGAGACGCUAAGCGGAUCUACACGAACGCUAAACGACGACAUGAAGUUCGCUUUGAGUGACGAAGUAUGGGCCGACAUAGUGCUUAUAGCUGAAGGACGCAGCAUUCCUGUACAUCGCUGCAUGCUGAUUGCUCGAAGCGAGUACUUCCGAGCUGUAUUAGCGUUCCACCACCUUGCAGAGAGUGCAAAUAACGAGAGAAAAAUGGCAGUUGUGAACGUGGAAGACUCAUACGCUGCGAUUGUGCGAGUGCUUCGCUUCAUUUACUACGACCAGGUCGCGCUACAGCAGUUGAAGAGGAACGAAGAGACCGAUGCAGAUGUAAGUGAUCAACUCCUGGAAGAUCUCGUGGCAGCGGACAAGUACGGAUUGGAGCGAAUGAAGCGUUUGUGCGAGCACGCGAUUGCUCUGAACACAGCCAACUGCCUUGAAGUCCUGAUCGUUGCCGAGUUGGUACAUGCCGCACAUCUGAAGCAGGUGGCCAUGCGAUACAUACAGACAAAUCUCUCAGACGUGACAGCUCGGCGAGAAGAAUUUCAACGUUUCCAGGAAGAUUUUCCUCAAUUACUAGAAGAACUUUACACCAGUCUCCGUGAUGCAAGUCGAGACGAAUAUUUACUCAGAUGGGGACCAGCUUGGCUGCCCAGCGUGAAGAACAAGAGCUACAAUGGGGCAAAAAGUCAGAUACAGCAACGUUCCCAUGGGUGCCACUGA